Molecule: messenger RNA, 5529 nt
Organism: Malaya genurostris
Lineage: Eukaryota; Metazoa; Arthropoda; Insecta; Diptera; Culicidae
Product: serine-rich adhesin for platelets-like
Exons: 3
Coding region: 1-5529 (1842 amino acids)
Source: RefSeq, a predicted model, not a curated record
AUGUGCUCGCAAAGCUUGCGAAAGCAGUUAAACCGCGAAGAAUAUCUAAAUUUAGUACAAUCGGAAGCCAGUAACUUAGUCGAUAGUAUAUUGGAGCAAAGCGUUUCGAUCGUCAGCUCAUCCCAGCUGCAAGCAAAUGCUGCGAUCGAUGCCCAGGCUCAGUCGGAGAGCGAACAGUACGCGAUCCGCAGCGAUAUACUGUCGUCUAACGAGGCUGAUCUAGUCGUUAAGUCGCCCACCAUAGAGUCUAUGUCAGGCAAGUCUUUCGACGAUAACAUUAGCAAUCCCGACUAUGACACUAGCGAAGCUAAUCAACUGAUAGCCUACCUCGCUACAGUUACGCCUUCUGGUGAAGCGGAAGACGGUGCCAUGCCAACGGUCACCGACUCACGGGAACCCGUUGGUGAUGGCAUUGUCGACGAGGCGGCGCAGAAGGAACGCCGAGCGAAGAAGAUAGAUCGGCACUUCGCGCGACUGUCGUCCGAUAUCGAGCCGGAAGAAUUGUUGGAUAAGAACCGCGAAUAUGACGAAGCCAUAGAACAAAUCAAAGAUGAAGUUUCAAUGCUGCAGAGUGAAUUUUCAAAAAUGAGCUGGGAUGAAAGCAUUUCUGCUACUACCGGCGAUUUCGGUUCCAGUACUCCCGAUCAUGAUCUUCAAGAAACAGAUAAGCAUCAACAAACAGAAAUUAUCAUUCCAAAGCCAACGCCCAGAUUGCAAUCAAUCCUUACCGCCGAGGCAGAUACCUCUGCUGCGACGACUAGUGUCACAAGUACCACAACCACUACCGCUAGUUCUGCUGCUGCUGUUGCCUCCUCGCUAACUACAUCCGCUCUGACGGCUAAAACCACUGAGGAUUGCGCUGCUUCUCUGCUGGAAACUGACCUGGAAAAACCGGUGUCCGGUGAUAUCAGUGAGCUCUCCAGUAGCCAGGAACCACUACCAGUGCCAAAGCCUAGAACUAGCAUCUCAUCUCGUACCGACACCCAAACGAGGUCCAGCAUCAUUGAAUUUUUCGACCACCCGGAAGACUCAAUUGAACAAUAUCCCGAACCGAGUCAGCACCAAGAGUCACUCGCAUCGGAAGAUUUUCCAGGAGCUGCUCAGAAAGAUUUCGGAGAUUUUGAGACCAGCGAUGAAGAUCAGUCCUCAACUAAGUUCUACAUUGGAGAGCGAAGUAGUGACAUUAUUACUCGUUCAUCUGCAGAUAAACGGACAGACUAUGCAUUUGACAACGGGGGAUACGAGUGUUCACAGGAAUCGGCUCCUGAAAUAGAUCAAUUUAAAGUGUAUCAUGAACAGAUUAAGCAAGAAGAGAAUUUCACACUAAAAUCCCUACAGGAAGUAGAAAGUGGUACAGCUCUUGAUGCCGAAAUCAAAGCAGAAGUAAUCGAGGUGAUUGAAGGCAUUGCUGACGAGAAAGCAUUUGAAUUGGAUUUUGAUAGACGACUUGAUUCCGCCCGUCAGCCAGUCAUGCAUUCCCCAAUUAAACCUCAGGUUGCCAGCCUCGUAGAGGGAGCCACACCACUUAAACAGAAACCAACAGAACCAGUCGAGGCACUGCAAGACGACUCCACUAGUUCCCAUUACACAAAACGCACAAUAGAUGAACUGGUUAUUGAGAAAACCCUGGAAGAAGUUAAAGAAUCGCUUGACGCCGUUCAAGAAGAACUCAUCGAAUCCGUCAUUGAUGGUAAAUUGCUCAAACAGUCUCCAUCGGAGUUUGAGUUUAAAGUUCUUCCAUCUGUCAAAUACACACAGGAUCCUAUUUACGAGACACAACAAGAGGAAGGAAGUGUUUCCUCCACUGGAGCUCCACAAAGUGUGACUACAACUACAAUUCUCUCAGAACCAUCCGUUCUCAGUGAAUCAAGGGCACAAACUUUUGAACAAAAAACUUCUGAUACCGAGGAUAAAUAUGAGUUACUGUCGAAACCAAGCGAACCUACUUCGCUGUCCUCCGACUGCUCCGUAGCGAAACUCGAAAUUUCUCCACAUCUGCGCAAAACGGCCUCACACAUCAAAGGCAGUCGUUGGUCAGCAACCGAUGUUGACAGUUCCGGCGAAAGUCACUAUCAAAGCUUUGAGCAUACGGAUAGUAGCCGACCACUCUCAUCUGAUGUUGACAAUUUGAUGCAACAGUAUGCGUCGUCCGAAUACGAGACUGCAUUAGACCACUCGAUCCUGCCCGCCUCGACCGAAUUCCACAGCGCUGUCAGUACACUAAACUCAUACAAUGUCAGCUCUCAUGACAGUAUGAAAAGUUUCGAUUCGGAAAGCUCCGGUAAUCUGGCAAGCGGAGAAUCGGAAGCUACGGAAACUCUAGUGCCAUCGACUAUGGAUAUUGACUUUGAUUCAGAAGACGCAGCGCUGAUCCACGAUGAUUCAGAAGAGGAUCUUCGUGAAAAACCUAUACUAGGAGAACAAGGAGAGCUUUCUUCUGUAUCCAGUACAAUGCCGGUUGCCAUGAAACGCUCACAAGAAAUGAACUUCACAACCGAUCUUGACAGUGAUCUACUGGGCGAUUCUGCAGAAGUUUUCCAGUUCCAAGAAGACACAGAAAACGUCGCACAACGGCAAGCAGAGUUACUUAGUUCCAGCAUUGGAACCGCAUUAGAUUUAGUCGAAUCAAUGAAGGCUUCUAGCUUGGAAGAUGUCAAAACGGAAUGUAUUGAUGAGGUUAAGUUAGGAACAAGUAUGGAAGAUGGCAGCAUACUGUCCAUCAGCUUGUCCAGUGCUUCAAAUUUGGAAACAAUUAUGGAAAAUCUUACGGACAAAACGGAGAGUCUCCCAACCCACGUCGAAAUAGGUCUAGACGCCAUAACACCCACUAAAAGUAGCACUAAAGAAAUCAUAGGUGAUAUUACGCUAACAUCAACAGUGCUACGGGAAGGGGAUGUCAACUUUUUAAGCACUCAAGCUACCACAGAAGUAACUCCCGUCGAGACGGUUGAAGAAACUAUUAGAAAACGUGGUCAUAAACGCACCGAAAGCACAAUUCCUGGCAAAUUGCUAUCCGAAAUUGCAGCCGAAGCGCGCGAUUCACUCGAUUCGCAAGAAGAUUCAAUUUCACAGGAAGUUUCCGCUAGACAAUCAAGCUCCGAGCGCGAUGAAAUGCGAGAAGAAUCGUCCGAUUCCGAUUAUGACAGGUACGAGUCAGAAUAUUCGCGAUCCUUCAGAGCUCCACUACACCAAGGACAAAAGAAAAAGAAAGACAUAAUGGCAGAAGGUUUCGACAUGGAAAUGGAAUACGAUCGUCGGAAUUCGUUUUCGCCUUCCAGUGCAGUAAUCGAGACGAUCGUAGAAGAUGUCCACGCAGAGACAGAACAAGGGAACGAAGCGCAACAGCUCAUGGAUAGUAAAAGGGAAGAGUUGCAGGAGUAUCAACAAUCAUGCAUUCCGGAUAUCCAGGUUACGGAGGACGUUCAGCAAAUAGAAAUGGAGACGCGGGAGGAUCCUACUGAAUAUUCAAAAACAAUAGAAGAAUCUACAAGUGAGCAAAAGAUUCAGUUUGCUAAGCAGGAGGAAUUUAAAAUAAGUGAAGAGCAGUAUCAGGAAAUUAUCGACCAGAAAUAUAAAUCCAAAAUGGGCGAUAUUACAACAAAGUAUGACUAUGAAACGGAGGACAAAGACGAUUCAGCCGGAUCUGAUUCGUUCGAAAUGUUAGAGCAACCAGAUAUUUCUGAUGAAUUCGUUAUCGUUGAAGAAGUAGCACGUGAAGCACACGAAUGCGAUUCGGAAGGAAAGAGUGUAUCGAUCAAACCAGUUAAGAAAGAGAAGAAACACGACGAAGAAGUUGAAAAGUUGCUGGUGAAGUCAGCUCCAGCACACACGAAUGCAGGCUCACUGUAUGCAAAUAUGAGAGAAGACAUGAUGUACGAAUUAGAAGAAAGUCCUCCCACUGGCAGCGAAGAAGUAGACCCGAACGGAGUAACGAUGGAUUUGCUAAACAAUGGAUAUCCUUUGGAGGAGAGCAAACGAUGGGUCGAAAUGCAAUUAGCUGAAACCCAGAACUUCCGUUACCCUUAUGAGGACAGGCUGGAAGACAUCAAGGAGGAAGAUACUGAUUUUGAGGUCGGAAGCAGUCGUAUCGGUAGUAUCAAGGAUUCAUUCUCCAGCACUCCGGACUAUGACUUGCUGGCCAAAAGGCUUGCUUCGAGAGAGCAUGAUGAUAUCUCCAUGAGCAGCUUGCAAGAGUUUGAAAGUUUGGAACAAGUUAUUUCACUUGAAAACAGGAAAAUGCAGCAAGGAUCUCAGGAUUCUUUAAGCAAUGGCAGUUUCACGAAAAGAUUUAUGAGCCGAGGACAUGGUGACGAUAUUAGUCUGUCAAGCUUGAAGGAAUUCGAGGGUUUGGAAUCGGCAUGUUUGGAGGCGCAACGUAUUGAGAUAAAGGCCAAAGAAGAAGCGGCACUUUUAUCCAGAUCAGACGAAUCUAAUAAAUCGGAUAAAUCAAAUGGCAUCAAGCGAAGUCCUCCAACGAAUGGCACUAUCGUGAAAGCAAUAUCUGCAGUCAGUACAGUAACCAGUGGUUCAGGAUUGAGUACUACCACUACUAGUAUCGAAACUAAGACUGUUACAACUGAACUGAGCAAGGAUUCCACAUCAACCACGACCGUAGCGACGACAGUUACAACAGUUAGCCACGACAGUCAGAUAAGGCACACCCUAGAUGAAGAGGACACUUCACAUAUGCUAACUGUUUCUACAGACAGUUUAGAUGGGAAUCGAGUUCAAAAGCAAACCUUCAGCAAGGAUACGCUACCUUCGGCACAUUCCAGCAGCGAUAGUUUGGAAAUUCAUAACAAGAAUAAUGUAGAUGUUAUGACCAGUAGUAUCGAUUCUAUUGAAUUCUCUAAAACAGGACUAGUCACCACAUCUCGUUCGGAUUCGAUUGAACAGAUGGCGAUACAGCAAACCCAACGCAGUGACAGUACGGAUUCUAUUGAAAUGCAGCGUGCAAUGUCGUCGCGAACUAGUGAAACGAAACGGGAUUCUUUGGAUUCGUUACCGUACAGUAUUGAGAACAAGAGCGGAUUCAGUAGCCCAACGAAGGCACACAGCGGUCAGCGCGCGACUGUGGAAGAUACUGCUGUUGCGGGAACAAGUACGGUCAAUUACCAGUACGGCAUGCAAGCCGGUAUGCCUAAGGAUAUUUCCGUCGAUUCUCUAACGGGCCAGGAAGCUUUCUUAACUAGCACUGAGAGCCUUGAGACAAGCUCCACAGCAACGAACGCCACCUAUCAGAACGAAACCGACUCACAGAUGUCAUCUAGUAUAACGAGCUGUGGAUCAAUUACCAUGGUCGAUAAUCUAGACAAUGUGGGCGACUUUGAUAGCUUUGGUAUGCAAGAUAGCAUGUCUUUCAAAAGCACCAUAGGUUCGGACCAACAGCAACAGCAGCAGCAGAUUAUGCAAUCGCAUCACGACAGUUCAUCGGCAACGACUACUAGUACUACCACGACAACCAGCACCAGGGGAGAAUUCUUGAUAUCGGGGAUCGAACUGUUAAGUAGACAAAUGUAUCCAGGUUAG